Xenopus laevis (African clawed frog) is the source of this 4984-nucleotide messenger RNA. RefSeq names its product protein phosphatase 1 regulatory subunit 10 L homeolog (gene ppp1r10.L). Gene Ontology annotation, cellular component: chromatin; nucleus; chromosome. Gene Ontology annotation, molecular function: protein phosphatase 1 binding; metal ion binding. Lineage: Eukaryota; Metazoa; Chordata; Amphibia; Anura; Pipidae. The record is from RefSeq and is a predicted model, not a curated record. The transcript is spliced from 20 exons. Bases 1280 to 3811 code for a protein of 843 amino acids.
CCAUUUUCUGGUGUCUGCCGCGUCUUAGUGAACCAAUCAUUUCUUUCCAUUCUGAUUGCGCCGCCUCCACAUUCUGUGACGAUUUCGAAGCUACAUAAAGUUGGGGUUUGGUCAACGACGCCAUUCCAGCCUUUGUCGCCAGGUAUAUCCGUGUUCCACUUGGCUUCAGCGUCGCACCAAACAUUUGGACAAAAGUUAAAAUUAAUAUCAAAACGUCAAGAAUCGUCAACUUUGGAAGCUAUAGAAGAUCAAAAUACAAGGGAGCCUCGUCACAAACCUUCUACACCACUUUUUCCCCCUCUUUUUCUAUUUUUUUUUCUCACAAAUUUAUGUUUAUCUGCCCUUUUAUUAAGGAGACUCUGGACUUAAUUGUGCUAGUCUAAAAUACAGGCGUUCAAUGUAAAAUAUAAUCCUCUUUAAUUUGAAUGUCUAUUUUGUAGCUUAUAAAGGGCACUGUUGAUAACUGUAAGAUUAAAUAUUACCAGCCAUCUAAAGCUUAACUUUUCCAUAAAAUGCCAACCACUGUCUUUGUGUGGUCAAAAGCUAAAGGCAAAUUUUUUUUAUGAGGCUAUAUUCCAUAGCACCCCCUAUCCCCCACUUUUUUUUUUUUUCUUUCUGUUUUUAGCCCACUUCCAACGUACGAAGCGGUGAAGGAGAAUUUUGGAUAGUAAGUGUUGCUUUUGAACGACCUUGGAAAACAACUUUACCCCACCAACCUUUAUUCCUCAUAAAACCUUGGUGGAUUCAGCUAAUUUCUGCCAUCCCAGCAAGAUUUUCAGAUUUCUAGCAAAUCCAUCUUGGACAUAUCUAGCUAUAACCGAUUACUUUGAAUCAUAUUGAUAUAAGGCUAAACCUGCAGACAAAUAUCACCCCUUCAACCUUUUAUAUAGCUUUAUCAUACAUUUGGCACAUCUUUCUAAGUUCUAAAUGGAUAAAUGACCAUUGUGUAUCAGUAACGUGUUUUGUCCAGGCUCAUAUUGUGAUAGCAAGUAAAUUUUAAAGGCAACCUGGUCUGUGAGGUUGAACGGUUUUUACAGGAUGUACGGAAAAAUGAGCUCCCAUACCUAAGAUGGCGUCAGGGCUUUGUUUAAAAAAAAAAAAAGCAUGCGUUAUCUCGGUGUGGGAGACGGCAUCCUUCAUUAACCUAAGGAAAAUGACUUUUUCUUUUUUUCCUCCUAUGUGUUUAGUUCAAGGAGCAUAGUGAACAGAAUCAUGAGCAAUCUGUACAUAAAGAUUGCAGGGAGAGACUCAUGAGUUCUACAGGAAGAACCCUGAAAUCAUGGGGUCAAGACCUAUUGACCCACUAGAGCUUUUGAAAGGGCUGGAUAAUAUACUCGGGCAAACUGGUGAAGUAAAAGCACUUGAAGGAAUGGCCAAGAUCUUCAACCUUAUGAAAGAGUCUCAAAAGAUGGUUAGCCGUUGCAUUUACUUGAACAUUGUUCUACAGACACAUUCCCCAGAUAUUCUGUCCAAGUUUAUUCGUGUUGGAGGGUAUAAGUUACUGAAUAGCUGGUUGACUUAUGGGAGGACUUGUAAUAACAGCCCACUUUUGCACCAGAUCCUCCUCACACUGCAGCAUCUGCCUUUAACUGUUGAUCAUCUAAAAAUGAAUAACACUGCCAAACUUGUAAAACAACUCAGCAAAUCCAGUGAAGAUGAAGAACUUCGAAAACUAGCUGGAAUUUUGGUCAAUGAUUGGAUGGCAGUUAUCAGGUCUCAGAGCAACAUACAGCCUGCAGAUAAAGAGAAGAAAAAGAAAAAAGAAGAUCCCAAAGGCCGUAGCCCAGUCCAUGACAAGACCUCUGAAGCUAAGGCAGAGGAUAUUGGAGACAAAAGGAAGGAAAAGCCAAAAACUCCACGUACAACGGCCCCAAGUCAUGCAAAAUUUAGAUCCACUGGUCUUGAAGUAGAAGCUCCUUCUCUUGUUCCAGCUAAGAAACCUACACCUGUUCCUGUCCUGUCUGACAAGUAUUUGAAACCAAUUCCUGUAAAGAGACCAAGUUCAGUUCCAGUUCCUGGUGAUGCUGCUCCAGCGGAGAAAAAAUAUAAACCUCUGAACACAGUUCCUAACACUACUAAGGAAAUUAAAGUAAAGAUAAUUCCUCCACAGCCCAUGGAGAGUUUAGGAUUUUUAGAUGCAUUGAAUUCAGCCCCUAUUACUGGAGUAAAAAUCAAGAAGAAAAAGAAAGCUGGUUCACCUACUAGUAAUAAGGCAAGUCCAUUUGAUAUCAAGUCCCCGACUGAAGAAAACAGUGUCACCAAGCCUUCAUCACCUGAGCCAGAGCCAACAGUAGAAGGAAUGGAAGUGGAUCGUCCAGGAACCCCAGUUCCUGCUGUAGAAUUACCAGAGCCAAUCGAAAUUUCUGCACCACUUCCUCCUCCUCCUCCUCCUCCUGCCCCCUCUGAAACCAAGCCCAGUGAAGCUGAUGCUUCUCAGUUGACCAAGAAAGGGAAGAAAAAGAAGACUGUCAGUUGGCCCGAAGAGAGCCGUCUCAGGGAAUACUUCUACUUUGAGCUGGAUGAAACUGAGAGAGUCAAUGUAAACAAAAUUAAAGACUUUGGUGAAGCAGCUAAACGGGAGAUGUUAAAGGACCGGCAAGCUUUUCAAAAUGCACGUCGCGUUAGUCAUGAUACCAUGGAGGAGGUCGUUCCUUGGCUACCACCUCGACUUCUCAGUCUUCCUGGGGCUUUGGUGCAUAUAGGAAGUAACAGUACAGAAAAGCAGACGCAGGCAGAACGAGAAAUGGGUAUUCUCCAGGAGAUCUUUCUGACUAAAGAGAGUGUUCCUGAUACACCCCAUGAACCUGACCCUGAAUCAUAUGAACCAUCACCUCCAAAACUUAUACCUCUAGAUGAGGAUUGCUCCAUGGACGAUGAUGUUUAUCCUGAACCUAUGGACCAGAGCAUUGCUUCUCAGUCUCCAGACUUGUCGAGUGGAGCAAAACUACCACCUGUCCUUGCUAACCUAAUGGGUAGUAUGGGGAGUUCCAAAUCACACCCUAACCCUUUGCCAGAAACUAUGCAGGAAAUUCUGACUUCUAUAAUGGGUGCCCAAGGUAAUGCAAAACCAGAGGACCUAAUGAAGCAGCCAGAUUUUUCUGAAAAAAUCAAAAAUCUACUGGGCUCUUUGCAGAAUCAAAAUCAGAACCACAGUCCACCAGAGCCAGUUGGACAAGGAUCGCAGGGACCAGUUAAUAAUGGCUUUCCAACUCCAUCUCAAAAAAAUCAUCAGCCGCCACCACCACCACAUCAUCAUCAACCACCGCCUCAUCAUCAACCACCACCUCAACAUUAUCCUCCACCAGGACCCAAUGGACCAUUCCAAGGACCACAUGGUCCUCAUGGCGGUCCACGCAUGAUGGGGCCACCUCCCCCACAACGAGAUGGUUAUUGGGAGCCCCCACCGAAUGAAAACAUGAGAGGAGGAGGCCACCAUGGAGGAGAAAGAGGAGGAAUGAGAGGUGGUGAUAGAGGACCUCCACCCCCUCCAUUUCACAGAAGUCGAGGAGGGAGAGGUGGUGAACCAGGCUAUAGAGGAAGAGGUCGGGGAGGUGAAAGGGGGCAUCCAGGAAGGAAUGGACCUUAUGGCAUGGGACAUGGAGAUCACCGUGGGGGACAUGGUGGAGAGCACCGUGGACAUGGCGAGGGGCACCGUGGUCAUGGAGGACAUGGAGAUCAUCGGGGACAUGGGCAUGGAGGAGACAUGUCUUCCCGCCCAACUUGUCGACACUUUAUGAUGAAGGGCAACUGCCGUUAUGAGAACAAUUGUGCCUUUUACCACCCUGGUAUAAAUGGGCCACCACUGCCCUAAACCUACAAUCACAACUUUCAAAGCAUAGAUAUUUACAGGAACAGAAGCAAGUGUAGAACUUGAACGUUUUUUUUCAUGAAAAAAAUUCUAAUAUGGCUUCUGUGAGGCCUAAUUCUUUCCCUCAUUUACCAAAUUUUGGGGAUAGGGGCAAAUGGACUCUUCAGAAAUUUUUAUUCUAGCCCAGUGAAUGAACACUUGCAUGUGCGAAUUGUUUACUAUUGGGCCUAGGCAAACUUGUGUUAUUUAUAUUGUUUGGGGCGUUCGUAAUGGCUUGUUUUGGGAUAAAUACAUAAAAGGUUUUUCUUCACCUUUGAAGAGUUUAAAGAGAAACUUAAACUGUAAAAUUUGAAAAGGCUUGCAGCUACUUGGGAUUAUUUGUUUCUCAUUCUUUUUAACUGACACUUCCAAUAAUGUUUUUGACAAUGCCCUCUUAUCAUUCUCUGUAAUUUAAUUUAUGCUAUUUUCUGUUGAAAAGUGUUCCCCUACCAGUCCCUUGCCCUUUGUUAUAAUGCCAUCAUAAAAUUUGUAAAUACAACUGUGUGAAAUGUUUUACAAUCAGUAUAAUGCUACCCUCUUUAUAACCAUUUUUGAUCCUGUGAGUGAUGACUCAAUGCGCCUAUUAGCUUAAAACAGUUCUUUUGCUUUCUUCCUCUGCCAAGCCAUUUUCUGGUUCUGUUUUUUGCUGCUCUCCUGAAACACUACAUCUUUAUUGUAUCCCAAAAUUAAACUCUGCUAAAGCCAAACCAUAUUAAUAAUAAGAAGCUAUACUGUAAAAUAUUGGUCUGUAAAAUAUAGGGGUUUGCAUAAUGAUGGGUAUCACAAAGAUAAUGAACAUGCCAUCCUGUGUAUGUACAUUAACUACAGAAAGUCAUUGUUAAUCAGUAAAUAUCUUCAUAUUUAAAUUCUUUGCAAAACCAAUGCAUAUUUGAUUGCUGGCCUGGAUAAAAAUACAGUAUUAGAGUAAUCUCAGAUCCAUAUAUGCCUUGGAUCCAUACAAACCCAGGGUAGGAAACAGCUGUGAUUCUUAUCUGAAAAUGUUUUCUAUGAAAACUGACUCAGAAUAUGUUUUUAUUUGUUUUUCUUUUUAUUAUUUUCUUUUUAUGGGUCCCCAAAUGGAUUCUUAUUUUCUUUUUGUAUACUUUGUAAAUGAGAAAUAAACUCAAUUAUAAGGUG